Molecule: messenger RNA, 4084 nt
Organism: Fundulus heteroclitus (mummichog)
Lineage: Eukaryota; Metazoa; Chordata; Actinopteri; Cyprinodontiformes; Fundulidae
Product: thrombospondin type-1 domain-containing protein 1
Exons: 8
Coding region: 178-3003 (941 amino acids)
Cellular component (GO): cell periphery
Source: RefSeq, a predicted model, not a curated record
CUGGUUGUCGGUAAAAACAAAAAUCGGGCUGAAGGGGAAACAUUAUUUUGCCGCGGUCGGUACUUUACGACAUAAACUGGACGGAAUAAUGUAAAUUGCGCAAACAAGAUACAUGUGAACAAUGGUGAGGUGAGAUGCUCAUGUGAUGCAGAAGGAAGAAAGGACACGGACAUCGGAAUGCCACAGGCUGUCUCGUUGCUGCCCUUCCUUCUCGUGCUCAUAGGAUAUGCUUUUGCAGGGCUCAGCAUAUGGCCCUCUUUCCAUUUUGCCCUUAGCAAUGGGAGUGUAUUUGUGGACUUCAGCGCAAAGUCUGACAACAACACCAGCAGCAACGUGAGCCUCUCUCUGGUGAACAUGGAAACCAAUACCUCUCUGCUGUCCAGGACCCUGCCCAGCUACCAACUGGUCGGUAGGGAGGAGUUCAAUUGUUCCUGCUUCCCGUAUGCAGGAACUUUCCGGUUCCUGCUGAGGCAGACAAGCAUCACCGCUGUUUCUCCUCACGCUAACGGAACGCACGUCCGCAGCACGCACAGCUCGGCCUCCUGGUGGAGCUCUGAGCUGCUGGUGCAGUGGCCCACUUUUCACAUUUCUAUGGAGAGAGCAGCAAACCAUUCGGAAUAUUUCCAGGUUGGGUUGUCCACUAAUGAACACUUUAAGGCUUGCUCCAGCGGCACAGACUCUGCCCUCUUCUUAGAAGUGAAUUACAUCGAGUACAACCAAAUAGGACGAAACACCAUUGAGAAAGUCCGUGCCCAGAUACGGAAACCCAUCCGGCCUCUUCGUUCGCAGAGCGUCGCGCUGCCCUGUGCUUUUCCAUUCACCGAGAGAGACUUCAUAAACGUGGUUCUACGAUCCCCUUACACAGUACAAGAGGUGAAGAGCUCUGGACCUCUCUAUCUGUCCCAUAUAUUCCCAUAUAAACUACUAGUGGAAAACGUCAACGCGUAUAAGCGUGGGUGCGUGGGCACAGUGACUGUCAAGAUGAUAACCCCUCCAUGUACUCACGUCAAUGGGAAAAUACUACUGUAUAAUGCAGCAGUUGGAAAGGGGGCAGAUUUUACCCCCAGUGCGACGGGGUCUGGACCUGAAGAACCUUCUCCUUCUCCGCUGGCGUUUAAUUGGCUCACACCGGGGGAAAAUGAGACUGAAUUCAACUGCUCCGUUUUUCACCCGGGAAGAAACAAGUACUGCUUCCGCUUCGUUUUCAACUUCAGUCAAUUCCCUAGUCCAGUACAGACGUGUCUGGUGGUUUACAGAAGCAAAGAAUCUUGGGGGCCCUGGAAGCCAUGGAGUCUUUGCAGCGUGACUUGCGGAGAUGGAUUGAGGGAAAGAGUGCGUGAGUGUUUGCUGCCCUCGGGUGAGCGAGACAUGAAGUGCACGGGUAUGAUGAAGGAACAGUCUCUCUGCUCCCUGGAGGACUGUAACAUGUUACCCUCUCCAUCUCCAUCCCUGUCCUCUGUACCCGGGGGAGCAUCCCCGCUCGGCGGAAACAUGAUUGUGGUGCUGGGCAUCUCCUUCUGCUUGGCAGUCAUCAUGGCAACUGUCGUGGUGACCGUGUGGAGAAAGCUUUGCCAGACUCCUCAGUGCAGCUCGGUCCACAGAGGCUCCAUCCACUCCCCUGGGGGGCGCAAGCUUUCCGACGAGGCCUCCAUCUGUGGCCACAGCCUCCAGAGGCCCAGCCUGUCCGACGGUCAUUGCCCGUCGGCUGCAGUCGUUUCCCAAACAGACGCACCCUCGCUUGGAGCUCAGCCUCUCUCGCCACAGGCGCUGGUGAUACCGCUGUCGCAGGAUCCAGAUAGGCUGUCUCCCACAGGUCAGAAAGUGUUACCGCCGAUAUUUGGCUACCGCUUGGCUCAGCAGCAGCUAAAAGAGAUGAAGAAGCAGGGGUUGAAAGAGGCCACGCAGCUGUACCACGUCUCCUCCAGCCCCGUCCACGACACUGCGCUAGAGACGCGCGCCUCGCCCGACACCUCCCCAGUUCCUUCGCCUGCUGGAUUCGCUUGUCCUGCCCCUCCCGUGGGUACGCAGGACAAUGUCAACCACAGCCAUCUCUCCCGAUCGACUUCGGGGGUCACGUCAGACAGACUGAGUCCAAGAGUGGAGCUGGUGUUGGGUCCUCCCGCGUCUGGGAGGAGCUCGAAAUGGCGCGACCGCACAGCCGACUGGGUGGAGAUGGUAGAGAGGAGUAAGAUGUCGGGUCUUAGGAGGGGAGGAGGAGAUACGGCACUGGGAAAUAGCUACCGCGAGAAUCCGAACUUCAGGCGGACCUCCAGCUUUAGUGACACAAAACUCCUUUCGACUUCUUCAGCUCCGUCCAUGCAGUUUAGAGAAAGGAGCAUGACCCAGGUAGGGUCUCGGACGCUUCCAGAAGGAAGUUCUUGGACCAAAGGGAGACGGGAGAGACAGCCUCACCCUUCUUACCCCAUCCCAGAGCACAGAGUCUCAGACUGGAGUACAACCAGAUCCAAGAGUAAUGACCAGAGGAAGGCUUGGAUGGAGACAGCAGCUCCUUCGCGUAACAAUCACGUCAAACACACGGGAACAAACACAAACAAUCUUUUAAUAUCCGAGAAAAAUGCUAAAGACUUCAGUGGCACUGGGGAAAGAAAGAGGCUUGCCAACCCUGGAGGGAGCGGUGAAGAGUUGGUCUCAGGGAUCGGCGGUCCGUCCCUUACAGUUCCCAGUUCUCAUGAGGGGAACCGGCUGGGUGUGGACCGAGCUGAGCGGGCUGAGCAGAACUGGAACCGGCGGGGCCCAUCACCCAUCCAGAGGAACAUCCUGGCCCGCAAACUGAAAGAGGCUCAGUCCUUCUCUGGAGCCAAAGGACGCCAGCGAAGCUCCAGCUUUAACGUCUCAUCGUCUGAUCGCAGGAAAGACUGGUGCCACUCUCUGCCAAUGUCUGGAGACCAGGGCAGCGGUUGUGGCUCCCCCUACAGGCUGAGUGAGGCGGAACAGAGGAUGCUGGACUUGGAUCUGUCCCCAGUUUUUGCACAGAAGGAGUAGGAGAUGAGUUAUUGUUAAACUACCGUGUUAACAUAUCCUAAUAUGGUGGAAACAUACGGAACAACUAACCCUUUAACAUUUUUAGUUGAUUAGAUUUAAUCUUUCCAAGGGUUGAUGAGCUUUUUUUUUUUUUUUUUACCUUUCUACACGGUGAAACACAAGGCAGAUCAGUGACAGAAUGCAAAAUGCAUCAGAUAAGGGUUUAUGUAAACUGUAUAUGUACAGUUUGAUUCAUGCUGUGAAGUUUCAGUGUUUAUCACAGUGAAACUGAUGGGAUUUUCUGCUGUUCAGGGACCUUUAGAAUUUGUGUAGAUUGGAGCAGUUCAAAUGAGCACAAAUUACAUCUUUAAUAUUUACUGGAAUUGUGUUUGAGAAUUUCACGGUAUUCUGGUUUGGUUGUUAAAACAUUUUUUUUAUAUAAUAAAACUCUGACCUGAAUACUUUGCAGCACCAUCCUUUGCUGCAAUCAAAGCAGCAAGUCUUCCAGGGUAUAUUUCUGUCAUUUUCCUGCUGGAAGAUGAAUCUCUACCCCAGACUCAAGUCUUUUGCUGCCCCUGACAGGUUUCCUCCCAGUAUUUCCUUGUAUUUAGCUCCAUCCAUCUUCCCGUCAACUCUUGAGUAGCUCAGCUGUCCCUGCUAAAGAAAACCAUUCUCACGCCAUGAUGCUUCCAUCACCGUGUUUCACCAUGGAGAUGGUGAUUUCAAGGGUAUCUGCAGUGUAAGUCUUUAUGUCACAAAAAAAAAAAAGAUUUUACAUGAAGGCUCUGGCCAGAACACCUUCUUCCACGUGUUUGCUGUGUCCCCAACAUGGCUCGGGGCAAACUGCAAACUUGACUUUUUUUUUUAAUCCAUUUUCUUCAAUAAAAUGUUCGUACUUGCCACACUCUCAAAAAGCCCAUAUUUGUGAACUGGAAGGCUAAUUGUCGUCCUGCUAACAGUCUGUCACACCUGAGCUCUGGACUUCUACAGCUCUUCCAGAGUUACAAUGGAUGUCUUGGCCAGUUCUCUGAUUGAUGUUCUGCUUGUCAGUUAAGGUGGACAGGAGUGUCUUGGUAGGUGUGCCAUACUCUUCCCAUUUUGU